Messenger RNA from Heterotrigona itama, 446 nucleotides. Lineage: Eukaryota; Metazoa; Arthropoda; Insecta; Hymenoptera; Apidae. The record is from the annotation of a GenBank genome assembly.
AUGCCAGGUGGAUCAGAACACGAGAUUAGUCUAGCAAGUCAUGGGAAAGGCGGACAUUUUACACGGACCGUGGUGAAAACAAUCGGUACGUAAACUAAUGUCAACCAAGCGUAGUGCCUUAUACUACAUUUGGCUUAAUUGCAACAGGAAUACCAGUCGCCAAGAAGGUUCCUUUGUUUAUACCGAGUUUGCAAAUUGAAAGAGUUCCACAGAAUUAUCCAGUUCCGGUAAUCGUGAAGAAACCUGUUCCUUACCAGGUGGAGAAACAAGUAUUUACGAAGGUGGAGAAAAAGGUACCCACGCCCAUCGAGAAAAUCAUUCCAGUGAAAAUUGAAAAGCCUGUACCGUUCCAUGUAGUGAAACAUAUUCCUGUCCCAGUGGUGAAGCCUAUUCCAAUUAAGAUUCCAAUUCACAAAACGAUAGUGCACAGUCACAAGGGCCAUUAA